This is a messenger RNA of Microthlaspi erraticum, 948 nucleotides long. The record is from the annotation of a GenBank genome assembly. Lineage: Eukaryota; Viridiplantae; Streptophyta; Magnoliopsida; Brassicales; Brassicaceae.
AUGGGCGUCGAUUUGGAAUCCAUCUCCGAGGCCACAUCCGGAGCCAUUGGAUCGCUUCUCAGCACAACCAUUUUGUACCCUCUUGAUACCUGUAAAUCCAAGUUCCAGGCCGAGAUUCGCGUUCGCGGCCAGCAGAAAUACAGAUACCUGUCAGAUGUCUUUUGGGAAGCAAUCUCAUCAGGAAACGUUCUCUCGCUGUAUCAAGGCCUAGGGACCAAGAACUUGCAAUCCUUCAUUUCGUCAUUCAUCUACUUCUAUAGUUAUAGCUAUUUUAAGAGGUUACAUAGUGAAAGAAUAGGUUCAAAGUCAAUUGGAACAAAGGCUAACCUGCUCAUUGCUGCUGCUGCUGGGGUCUGUACCUCUGUCUUGACCCAACCUCUAGAUACAGCUUCAUCAAGGAUGCAAACAAGCGAGUUUGGGAAAUCAAAAGGGUUGUGGAAGACCUUAACCGAUGGUUCGUGGGGAAAUGCAUUUGACGGCCUUGGGAUUUCUCUUUUACUGACCUCGAAUCCUGCAAUUCAGUAUACAGUGUUUGAUCAGCUGAAACAAAACCUCCUUGAGAAAAGAAACGCAAAAGCUAAUAAAGACUCUUCCCCUGUAGUCCUCUCUGCCUUUAUGGCCUUCUUGUUAGGAGCGGUCUCAAAAAGCGCUGCCACCGUCAUCACAUAUCCAGCAAUCAGGUGCAAGGUGAUGAUUCAAGCAGCAGAUGACUCCAAGGAUCCCCGAAAAAGAACCAGGAAAACGAUUCCAGGGGUCAUAUAUGCUAUAUGGAAAAAAGAAGGUGCCUUAGGGUUCUUUAAAGGCUUGCAGGCUCAGAUCUUAAAGACGGUGCUGAGCUCGGCGUUGCUACUAAUGAUCAAGGAGAAAAUCACUGCAACCACAUGGAUUCUCAUUCUAGCGAUAAGAAGAGCUCUGUUUGUCACAAAAGGUAGCUUGAAAAAACCAUAG